GUACCUUAGGUAUUGGCAUCUCUUGGCCCUCCACCGGCAAUCGUUUGUUCCCUCGUAUCUUGUCUUUUUUGUCUCCUUGUCAUACAUCCCCCCUGUCUCCAUCACUUUCCCAUUACAUUCGACAUGGCGUCUCUUCAAAAGCCAAGCCGAUCUACACGACUAUCAUCGCAGGCGUUGGAUUGAAACAUGGACGCUUCGACGGGCGGCGUAGUCAUCGUCGUCGUUUUCGGGUGUGUCUUGGCCAUUGACGACAGACUACGACUCGCGCAACAACACAAAAACAAGGCACUCGAGCUUGAUCAGUCACUCUCAUCCCAUCGGGGCCGCCGAGGCACAAACGGAGUGGAGAGAAGGUCCACACGGAUACGUCGCCGUUCCGGCAUCCAAUCCCGUCGCUGCACUUUGUCAGAUGCGAACGACCACCGACCGGCCGAAUCGUCAUCGGGGGUGUUUCCCGUCUGUCUGUCUGUCUCCAUCCCCCCAAACAUCCUGGUCUAUCCAUCCCUAACUUAUCUGACGUCGUCUCCAUCUCAACUCCAAGGCUGGCUGGCUGGCUCCAACCAAGCUCGACUCGAUCGGAGGAGCCCAGUUCCACAUCAUCUCGAACCUCGGCAUCUUCCCCUUUCGGACAUUACCCUUCUUCCCACUCGGCGCCCUAUCGCUCCAUGUCCAAGACCACCACCGACCGAUGCUUCUGGCUUUUCGUCUAAUUGUGGAGUUUCCCCUGCCCUUACCUAGGCUCGGCCGUCGUUCCGCGCAUGUCGCCGCCAUCCAUCAUCUUUUCGAUAAAUAUUAGUAUGCCUCGUCCUGAAGCCCGUCCCUCUUGGGCGCAAGAAAAAAAGGGGUUCUGUCCUACUCUACUGUAUUCGUAUACCUUGUCAACAUCACGAUCGACAAGAGACUCAUCUUUUCUGUCACCUUGCACAAGACAGCAAUUUCUCCCUUAUAUCGGCGCAAACCUCCCUUCCUGAACAGUGGCUCGACAUAUAUUAGUUCCCCUCUUCUCGAUUCCAUUUAGAGGUAUCCUGAUAAAACAGGCACUCAAUUACCACAUUUCAAAUACAACCACACACAACUACACACAAUGGCAACAACAGAAGGCCCAGAGUUCACGGCCAAGGAGGUCGCUGCCCACAGGGAAGCCAACGACUGCUGGAUGGUCAUCCACGGUGAAGUCUACGACGUCUCAAAGUACAUCCAUGACCACCCCGGCGGCGCAGAUGUGCUCGUCGAGGCUGCUGGCGUCGACGCCACAGAAGCCUUUGAUAAUGCAGGCCACUCCGAGGACGCCUCUGAGAUCAUGGCCACAUUCCGCGUCGGUAAGCUCAAGGGCGUGAACAAGCGCUCCGCCCCCAAGGCCGUCCGCCUCGCUUCCAAGUCCACAACCGCCGCCCCGGCUUCCUCCACCGCCGGCUCCGCCGCUCGCGUCGCAUCUCAGGCCGCCGCCGCCGCCCUUUUCAUCGGCCUCGGCGCCGUCGCCGCCCGCCACGCCUCGUCCACCCCGGCCGGCCAGGACGCCAUCGCCGCCAUCCAGAGACUCAACCUCCAGUUGCCCUCAUGGCUGUCCCUCGGCGGCGCCGCCCGCACCAAGCGCACCGGCUUCGGCUUCGUCGAGGGCUUCGCCGUCGCCUCGGCCUUCUUCGCCGUCGCCGGCUCCAUCGCCGCAAAGGAGGCCUCCAAGCUCCUCCACUAUGAAAUCACACCGAUGCACUACCGCCCGCACCAGAAGAUGCCCAAGGUCGCCAAGCCCAACCCCCUCAACCAGCGCGGCUGGCUCGACCCGGUCUCAUACCACCCGCUCCCGCUCGCCGAAAAGACCCUGCUUGCCCCCAACGUCUACCGCUUCGUUUUCGAGCUGCCCACGCCGACUACCGUCCUCGGCCUGCCCAUCGGCCAGCACGUCUCCAUCAAGGCCGAGAUCGACGGCAAGUCCGUCAGCCGGUCCUACACGCCCACCUCCAACAACUCGGACCUCGGCAAGCUCGAGCUUGUCAUCCGCUGCUACCCGGACGGUCAGCUGACGGGCAAGUAUCUCGCCAACCUCGAGGUCGGCGACGAGGUGCUCUUCCGCGGCCCCAAGGGCACCAUGCGCUAUCAACCCAACAUGGCCAAGAAGAUUGGCAUGCUUGCCGGCGGCACCGGAAUCACCCCCAUGUACCAGCUCAUCCGUGCCAUCUGCGAAGACGACCGUGACACCACCGAGGUCAGCCUUAUAUACGCCAACCGCUCCGAGGCUGAUAUCCUGCUGAGGAACGAGCUCGAGGCCUUUGCGAGACGGUACCCCAAGAACCUCAAGCUGCACUACCUGCUUGAUGCGCCGCCCGAGAACUGGGCAUACGGCGUGGGCUACGUCACCCAGGAGAUGAUGGCCGAGCGCUUUCCCGCCCCCGGCGACGGCUCGCGCGUUAUGCUGUGCGGCCCGCCGGGCAUGGUGGCCGGCGCCAAGAAGUCGCUGGCGAACCUGGGCUUUGAGAAGCCCGGCGCCAUCGCCAAGAUGUCGGAUGCCGUCUUUUGCUUCUAA
Messenger RNA from Colletotrichum destructivum, 2521 nucleotides. RefSeq names its product Putative cytochrome b5-like heme/steroid binding domain, oxidoreductase FAD/NAD(P)-binding protein. Gene Ontology annotation, molecular function: heme binding; oxidoreductase activity. The record is from RefSeq and is a predicted model, not a curated record. Lineage: Eukaryota; Fungi; Ascomycota; Sordariomycetes; Glomerellales; Glomerellaceae. The coding region runs from base 1085 to 2521 and encodes 478 amino acids. The transcript has 2 exons. Gene Ontology annotation, cellular component: endoplasmic reticulum.